Molecule: messenger RNA, 4114 nt
Organism: Ruditapes philippinarum (Manila clam)
Lineage: Eukaryota; Metazoa; Mollusca; Bivalvia; Venerida; Veneridae
Product: ubiquitin-like modifier-activating enzyme 1
Exons: 26
Coding region: 317-3457 (1046 amino acids)
Biological process (GO): protein sumoylation
Cellular component (GO): cytoplasm; SUMO activating enzyme complex
Molecular function (GO): SUMO activating enzyme activity
Source: RefSeq, a predicted model, not a curated record
AUUCAAUGUGAACAUAGAAACAGGAAGUAUUUACGUGAAUUAUAUUCUCGGAAACCUAUGAAUAACUUGCAUUUUCGGGAAGUUGAUGAAUUAAAAAUUGUCUUAACAUUUGUGGAUCUAAAACAAUUACAAUUUUCCUCAGUAUACAGUUAAUAAUAUUACACAAUCAACGCAUAAUUGGACCGAUCUUGGAAGAAAUUUCAUUGACAUUUGCCGGCUUCAUUUUGUGUAUUGGGUGUUUAUAGUUGUUUGACAUAUAUCAAGAAUAACUUUAACCCGCCUCGGUUUCGGAAACAAAGACAUUGUUUCUGCUUGGAUGUCCAGUAGUAUCGACCAAGAGCCUGCAGCUAAGAAGCAAAAACUCGACACUUCUGAGAGUUCAAACUUCAAUUUAAAAUCGAAGGAGAUGGCAAAGAAUUCCCAGAAUGGUGUAGAGGGAGAGAUAGAUGAAGGGCUGUACUCAAGGCAGUUGUAUGUUUUGGGUCAUGCUGCCAUGAGACGUAUGCAGUCCUCUAAUGUUUUGAUAUGUGGUAUGAAAGGUUUGGGUGUUGAAAUUGCCAAAAAUGUUGUGUUGGCUGGUGUAAAGUCAGUUACAAUUCAUGAUUCUUGUAAAGCUACAUGGACAGAUCUCUCUGCACAGUUUUUCUUACGUGAGGAAGAUAUAGGAAAGAACCGAGCUGAUGUAACACUGCCUAGAUUAGCAGAACUGAACAGUUAUGUUCCUUGUAACUGUUAUACUGGACAACUUACAGACUCAUACUUGAAAGAUUUUCAGGUGGUGGUAUUGACUGACUCCAGUUUGGAAGAGCAGGUCAGAGUGGGAGAAUUCUGUCAUGCUAAUGAUAUAAAGUUUAUUGUGGCUGAAACACGUGGACUUUUUGGUAUGAUAUUCUGUGAUUUUGGAGAAGAGUUUGUUGUGUCAGAUAUGGAUGGAGAACAACCAAUCAGCAACAUGAUAGCAGAUAUAGAUGAAGAUGGUGUAGUAACAUGCCUGGAUGAAACAAGACAUGGAUAUGAAGAUGGAGAUUAUGUGCAAUUUAAAGAAGUACAAGGAAUGACUGAGCUUAAUGGUCAUGAACCUAUGAAAAUCAAAUGGCUAGGACCAUACACAUUCAGUAUUGGAGACACAAAAAAAUUCUCACCGUACCAAAAGGGAGGCAUAGUUACCAAAGUAAAAAUGCCAACAACCAUCAAGUUUAAAUCCAUAAAGGAGGCAGUGAAUGCACCAGAGUUUGUCAUGACAGAUUUUGCCAAGUUUGACCGUCCAGGUCAGCUCCAUAUAGCUUUCCAGACCAUACAUGAAUAUAUCAAACAGAAAGCUGAUUUACCUAGAAGUAGAAGUAAGGAAGAUGCUGGAGAAUUCAUGAAAAUAUUCAAUGAGAUCAAUAGUAAAUCAGGAGCUAAAUGUGAUGAUAUUGAUGAAAGUCUUAUAAACGAGUUCUCAUUCGGUGCACGAGGUGACCUGUGUCCAUUAGCUGCUGUUAUAGGGGGUAUAACUGCCCAGGAAGUGAUGAAGGCAUGUUCUGGCAAGUUUAACCCAGUAUUCCAGUAUUUAUAUUUUGAUGCCCUGGAGUGUCUACCACAAGAAAAUAGAGAUGAAAUUCUUACUGAGGAAUCUUGUAAACAGAACAACAACAGAUAUGAUGGACAGACAGCAGUGUUUGGUCAGGAGUUCCAAAAUAAACUUAACAACCUGAAAUAUUUCCUGGUUGGAGCUGGAGCUAUUGGAUGUGAGAUGUUAAAGAACUGGGCACUGAUGGGUGUAGCUUGUGGUGAAGGUGGAAUGGUCUAUGUCACUGAUAUGGACAUCAUUGAAAAAUCUAAUCUUAACAGACAGUUUCUGUUCAGACCAUGGGAUGUAUCUAAACACAAGUCAUCAACAGCAGCAUCUGCAGCAAAGGUGAUGAACCCUGCCCUCAAGAUAACCGCACAGGAAAACCGGGUCGGACAGGAUACUGAAAAUAUUUAUACUGAUGAUUUCUUUGAACAGCUGGAUGGUGUGGCCAAUGCCCUUGAUAAUGUUGAUGCUCGUAUGUAUAUGGACAGAAGAUGUGUGUAUUACAGAAAAUCUUUGUUAGAAUCUGGAACACUGGGUACUAAAGCAAAUGUUCAGGUAGUUAUACCACAUCUGACAGAAUCAUAUUCAUCAUCACAAGAUCCUCCAGAGAAGUCUAUACCAAUCUGUACACUGAAGAACUUUCCUAAUGCCAUUGAACACACCUUACAGUGGGCAAGAGACACAUUCGAGGGCGAGUUUAAGGGACCAAUAGAAACAGCCAAUCUUUAUUUAACAGAUCCUAAAUUUCUUGAGAGAACUUUUAAACUACAAGGAACACAACCUAUUGAAACAUUGGACACAGUUCGUAAAGUGUUGGUGGACAAUAGGCCGUCAAGUUUUGAAGACUGCGUGACCUAUGCUAGAAAAGUUUUUCAAGAAAAUUAUGAUAAUCAGAUACAGCAGUUAUUGUUUAAUUUCCCAUCAGAUCAGGUGACAAGUUCUGGGGCACCAUUCUGGUCUGGACCAAAAAGAUGUCCCCAUCCUCUAAAAUUUGAUUCUAAUAAUGACGUUCAUUUAGACUUUGUUGCUUCUGCUGCCAAUCUGAAGGCAGAAAUCUAUGGGUUAAAGCAGGUUCGGGACAGAGCGGCAAUCAAGGCUAUGGUAGAUAAAAUCGUGGUAGAAGAGUUCAAACCUCGGUCUGGCAUCAAGAUAUCGGUGACAGAUGCUGAUCUUGAGGCCAAUGCCAACAAUGGAAACUUUGACACAGAUGAUAUACAGAAAUUAAAGGAUAGUUUACCUUCACCAGCCAGUAUGAAGGGAUUUUUGUUACGUCCAGUAGAAUUUGAGAAGGAUGAUGACAGUAACUUUCACAUGGACUUUAUUGUAUCAUGUUCUAAUCUUAGAGCAGAGAAUUAUGACAUUCCACCUGCAGACAGACACAAGAGUAAGCUGAUUGCUGGUAGAAUUAUUCCAGCUAUAGCAACAACAACAGCCAUGGUGGUAGGAUUAGUUUGUCUGGAAAUGUAUAAGAUCGUACAAGGGCACAAGAAGUUAGAAUUAUUCAAGAAUGGAUUCUGUAACCUUGCUUUACCUUUCUUUGCAUUCUCGGAGCCAAUUGCUGCACCCAAAAAUAAGUACUAUGAUAAAGAGUUUACAUUGUGGGACAGAUUUGAGAUACAGGGUGAAAUGACGCUGCAGGAAUUUGUUGAUCAUUUCCAGAAUGAUCACAAGUUGGAGAUUACAAUGUUGUCACAGGGUGUAACAAUGCUCUUCUCUUUCUUCAUGCCAGCAGCCAAACGAACUGAAAGAAUGCCACUACCGAUAUCUGAAGUGGUAAAGAAAGUCUCAAAGAAAAAGAUUCCUAGUUACGUGAAAGCGCUGGUUCUAGAAUUGUGUUGUAAUGAUACUGAUGGUGAAGAUGUGGAAGUUCCAUACGUACAAUACCGGCUACCACAAUAACUCUAGUACUUACCUCCCUUCCUACCACAGCUCAACUCGUAUUGUCUCCCUUUAAUGAGUGAAUAGACACUACUUGGGCAAAAAAAAUGAAAAACGUGAUUGAGAAAUUAUUCAAAAUGUGAAAACUGAAACUGUGUUUUGUAAAUACAUAUUUGUGUAUUCAUUAUUGAUAAUAUUUCGUAUGUAGUUAAGGAUAAUUCAUUAAAGCAGAUGUGAAAAUCGAUAUCAGUUAUACAGAAUAAUUAAGUUAAACAAAUAAAGUGCUUUAAAGUGUGUGAUAGAAAUGUUAGAAAGACAAAAAAUGAUUCUUAUAGAAUCUGGAACAAUCUUGCUUAUGUUUUGUGGGUAGUGAUUAGCAUUAAUGCAUCAGAGAAAUGUAAAAACAUUUUAGACUUUAUUUACAAUGGAAAUCUCUCUUAUCAAAAAGUGCUAUUGUAAAGUUAAAACAUGUAUGUGCUGUUGUAUUUAUAUAUGUGCUGAUUUUGUUAUUUAAGUUUAUAUCAUUUGACAUGGAAGAGUUUUGAAUGUUUGUGAACAAUAUAUUUGGAAAUGCCAAAAUUUUAAUUUGGUAUUUGUAAUUGUUUAUUUUUUGCACGGUUAUUUGGACCUACCAUUUUUGGUAUGACAUAAGAAUAAAAUCAUUGUAUAGAAAGUGUU